This is a messenger RNA of Papaver somniferum (opium poppy), 2068 nucleotides long. Its product is annotated as probable inorganic phosphate transporter 1-9. Gene Ontology annotation, biological process: transmembrane transport. Gene Ontology annotation, molecular function: transmembrane transporter activity. Gene Ontology annotation, cellular component: membrane. The coding region runs from base 196 to 1917 and encodes 573 amino acids. The record is from RefSeq and is a predicted model, not a curated record. The transcript has 2 exons. NCBI's taxonomy places the organism in Eukaryota, Viridiplantae, Streptophyta, Magnoliopsida, Ranunculales, Papaveraceae.
UACCCCAUAAUAGAAACAUAAGAGCAAGUGGUCCUUCAAAGGACAAACUCUUUGAUUAAUGAUUAUGCAUCUGAUCAUCCUCAUCACUACUUUGUUUCCUGAUCAGCAACAUGAUUGAGUGAGGAAGCAGCUAGCUAAAGUUGUUCAUUGUCUUUAUUUGUCGCCAUUGUCGACUAACGAAGCUUUAGCUGAGAGAUGGGGGGUUUGAAAGUUCUGUCAACUCUUGAUUCGGCAAAAACACAGUUGUACCAUUUCAAAGCAAUAAUAAUUGCAGGUAUGGGUCUAUUCACUGAUGCUUAUGAUCUCUUUUGUAUUACGCCCGUCAUGAAAUUGAUCGGACGAAUCUACUACGAAGAUCAAGACAUCGAUGAAUCUGUGAGAGGUGUGGUACCACCAUCAGUCGUAUCCAUAACAGUUGCCACCGCUCUUAUUGGUACCGUCUUCGGGAAAUCGGUAUUCGGAUACUGUGGUGAUAAGUUUGGUAGGAAAAGAGUUUAUGGUCUGGCACUCCUAAUCAUGAUUUUCAGCUCUAUUGGUUGUGGUUUCUCAGUUUGUAGGACAAGGAAAUGCGUUAUAACAAGUCUUUGCUUCUUUAGGUUCUUGCUUGGUUUCGGUAUUGGUGGGGAUUACCCAAUCUCCGCUACAAUCAUGUCUGAAUUUGCUAAUAAAGCAACAAGGGGUUCGUUUAUUGCUACUGUUUUUUCCAUGCAGGGUUUCGGGAUCCUCACUAGCUCCGCUGUUACGAUGCUUCUCUGUGGGAUUUUCGAUCGUGCUUCCGAUUCAAAGAACAAAGUUGCCCAAACACCCGACGAGGCUGAUUUACUCUGGCGGCUGAUUUUGAUGUUCGGUGCUAUUCCGGCAGCUAUGACAUUUUAUUGGCGAAUGAUGAUGCCUGAAACUGCCAGGUAUACUGCAUUGGUGGAAAAAAAUCUAAAACAAGCAGUGAAAGACAUGGAAGGAGUGUUAGAUAUACCAAUGACCGAUAUCACAGAAGAAGACGAAGUGGUGCCCGUGUCACCAACUUACGGAAUAUUGUCAAGAGAAUUUUUCAGACGUCAUGGACAAGAUCUCUUUGCUUGUGCUUCCUCUUGGUUCCUUGUGGAUGUCGUUUUCUACAGCAGCAAUCUAUUCCAGUCCCAUGUUUAUCGUGAUCUUCUUAGAGAUCCCCAUAGACUGAAUGCAUAUCAGCAGGCCUAUGACGUAGCAAAACUUCAAGCGAUUAUAGCAGUUUGUUCUACAAUUCCAGGGUACUGGGCUACUGUUUUCUUUAUUGAACGAAUCGGGCGAGUUAAAAUCCAAAUGUUGGGGUUCUUGGUUAUGGGGAUUUGUAUGUUUGCUAUUGGAAUACCUUAUUACCAAUAUUGGAAUGAUCACACAAAUGGAUGGUUCUUAAUCCUUUAUGGACUCACAUUCUUCUUUGCUAAUUUCGGGCCAAACACGACGACGUUCAUCAUACCUGCCGAGCUAUUUCCUGCUAGGUUUCGAUCCACUUGUCAUGGGUUCUCUGGUGCUGCUGGAAAAAUUGGUGCUAUUGUGGGUUCGGUUGGAUUUCUAUGGGCUUCUCAGAGUCAGAAUGAGAAGGACGUUGACAAGGGUUAUCAAACAGGUAUUGGGAUGACUAAUGCAUUAGUGAUUCUUGGUGGAAUUUCACUGUUAGGAAUGAUCUUGACCUAUUUCUUCACACGUGAAACCAUGGGAAGGUCCUUAGAAGAAAACGAGGUGGAGUACCAAGCAUCAAACCAAACGAGUUUUAUGGUAUGUUUCAGGGGUGCUGACCAAACAAGUCCUGAACAUGAUCAUCAACAUCCUAGUAAUUCUCAUGUCCGUUCGAGUAUCAGUACUAGUACUACUAGUAAUAGUACUGUUGCUAUUGAUCAAAACAGAACUAGUACUUCGGCUUCUCUUUAUUUGGCUUAAUUUUCAAUCAAGAAAUUCAUGUUGUGCCGCCAUUAUAAGUUUAAUAUAUACGUGUAUCGUGCAUUCAUUUAUUACAAUCAGAUUUUUAUAAGUGAUGAAGUUUGUAAAUCUUUAAAACCUUUUGAGGAGUAUCACCAAACAAGUAUAAAUG